UUAUACUCCAUAUUUUCUUUUUCUCACAUUUUAUACCCAUCUAAACUCACUAUAAAAUUUCGUCAUCGUUACCGUCAACAAUCAAAGAUACCAACAACUAACCCCCGGGUUCUCCGGCCCUCGACAACCGCCGAAUCCCAUGUAGUUUUGUUCUCCCGGCGAUUCUCGGAAAGGUUCUCCGGUGAUUCUCCGUUAUCGCGAUGGAUCAGAACCAGAGUAACAGCAGCACUAGCAGUUCGAGAACCUCGUACUGGACGAACGAGAGGCACGGACAUUUCCUGAACUCGCUCGAGUCUUCGUUCGUUCGGAACAUGUUCGGAAAACAACACCGCGACGACGACGACGAGGAUCGGCGGCUCGACCGUGUUUUGCCGGACAGUGCCGAGUCAACUCUCGACCACGGAUCGGGAAAUGGAAGGGGAAGGAAACAUUCUUCUACAGGAUUGCAAGAUAUUUUAAGGAAAAGAGGUGAUACGGACAAGGCAACAAGAAGACCGUCAUCCAAAUCUUUUACCUCAAAUCAAGAUCAGGUGGUCCCACAGCUAAAAUAUGCAAAAGAGGAUAAGGAUGCUGAAAACAACGUUGAUGCUUCUCAAGACCGACGACGACAAAACUAAUUAAUUAAAACCAGCCAUAGCCCAUCCCUAUUUCUUAAUGGUCGUUUGGUACGGUGAUUUAUUAGUAAUAUGUUGAGGGGUACGAACUUAGAGUCCAUUAAUAAUGGCAGUUUUUUUUUUUUUUACCUCAAUGUAUAGAUAUGAUCGCGUGUGUCACUGUACUCCCGAGUGUAUAUAUGCUACAAUCUUUCUCAUCUCUAUCAUCAUUUUCUUUAUUAAUAAUACUUUCUUUUUAUUUA
Molecule: messenger RNA, 856 nt
Organism: Ipomoea nil (Japanese morning glory)
Lineage: Eukaryota; Viridiplantae; Streptophyta; Magnoliopsida; Solanales; Convolvulaceae
Exons: 3
Coding region: 201-617 (138 amino acids)
Source: RefSeq, a predicted model, not a curated record